This is a messenger RNA of Bipolaris oryzae ATCC 44560, 1161 nucleotides long. RefSeq lists its product as uncharacterized. The record is from RefSeq and is a predicted model, not a curated record. NCBI's taxonomy places the organism in Eukaryota, Fungi, Ascomycota, Dothideomycetes, Pleosporales, Pleosporaceae. The transcript is spliced from 6 exons. Bases 1 to 1161 code for a protein of 386 amino acids.
AUGGCACUAUCAAACCUCCAACCACUGGCGUAUGCCGUUGCUUACAUUACAUUUAUGCUCGGUACUAUCUCAAUCUUUCUUCGCUUUUACUGUAGACGCUACAUUCUGCACUUGUGGGGAUGGGACGAUCAUUUCGCAGUGCUGAUUCUUGUCUUUAGCAUUGGCCAACAAGUCAUCCUGCACAUGUUUCUCUAUUGGGGGUGCGGCUUACACAUGACAACGUUGACCACAAAUCAGCAGCUCCAAAUUCUCAAAUGGUUGUUUAUUGAACAAGUCGUUUACUACUCAGUACACUGGGUAAUCAAAUCGGCUUUUCUCCUAUUCUACCUGCGCCUGUCAACCAGAAGGCCCUUUCGUAUCGCCAUUUAUAUUGGUGGCGUCAUCAACGGCACUAUCCUGAUCAUAAACACGCUCAUGGCAUGCUUCCAAUGUGUCCCGUUCGAUGAGAUUCUUCACCCAGGCACGCAUCCAAAUGCCAUCUGUAUCAACAGGCUUGCCAUGCUUAUCGUUCCGUCCGUUCUUAACAUCUUUGCAGACUUCUACAUCCUCAUUCUCCCCAUCUACACAGUCUGGCACCUGCAAAUGACGAUGGGCCGCAAGCUCAGAGUGAUUGGUGUCGUAGCCUUUGGCAGCAGUUCAGUCAUCAUUGCUUGUUUUCGGCUCAUACCUCUGUUUGAGCUGUUCCGCUCGCCUGAUACAUCGUGGGUGCUCGGGAAGAUGGUUAUCGUUGCCGCACUCGAGAUUCAAUGCGCCGUCAUCGCAGUCAACCUGCCAAGCCUCAAGCCCUUGUGGACCCGGAUGAUGGGCGGCAGUUCGUCUGGUUCGGGCCCUGGAAACGACAGCGACGGUUCCAACAAGAAAAGGUAUAGAAUCUCGUCGCGGGGCCAUAUUGCCACGUUUGGCUCUGAGGGUAGAGAGCUGCGUGCAGGCAAGUGGGCGAGGAAGAGCCAUAGAGGAAGCGUCUCGCGGACGGACCAGGGACUCACUGUUACUGAGUCUGAAGAGGAGUUGUGCCGACAAGGUGGGAUUUCACUGCGUAUGUCGAAUCAGAUGUCAGCGGGAGACGCUGGUACUAUCAAAAUCCAAAAGGAUAUUCAUAUCCAGAGCUCUGAAGGGGACUUGGACAAGGUCAUCACUGAGAACUACAUCUCGAGGGUUUGA